Messenger RNA from Leptopilina heterotoma, 2367 nucleotides. RefSeq names its product glucose dehydrogenase [FAD, quinone]-like. The record is from RefSeq and is a predicted model, not a curated record. The transcript is spliced from 11 exons. The coding region runs from base 454 to 2229 and encodes 591 amino acids. Gene Ontology annotation, molecular function: ecdysone oxidase activity; flavin adenine dinucleotide binding. NCBI's taxonomy places the organism in Eukaryota, Metazoa, Arthropoda, Insecta, Hymenoptera, Figitidae.
CGUCUGCUACUUGUCAGGUGGCGCUUGUUUAUUUCAUCAUAAAGAGAAACAACGUGGUAUACAAAUUCUAUAACAAAACAAGUAAAAUUAGGAAUAAAAAUUGUUUUAAAAUUCAACUCUGUACCUAUUUAUUAUUACUUAAAGAAGCAUUGAAGAAGUUUUGAAAAAUAUGUGUUAAUUUAUAAUUUAAAGAACAAGUGUCAUUUAGAUUUGAAACAAAAAGCAACAAAGUUGAAAAUUGAAUUCAUUGUUGACACAACAGUUGAAAUAAUUUUCUUAGUAUUUUCAAAUAAAAAUAGUUGGACUAAAUUUGUUUUUAUAAAACUGGCAUUUUUAAAUGUUGGACAAUUUGACAAAAACUGGAAAAAUUAAGUAAAAUUAAUAUAUUUUACUAAAAGUUAUCAAAUAUUUAGGUUCAAUAACGUACAAACCAGUAAUUUUAAUAAACAAAAUAUGGAAUUGUCUAGUUUAUUAAGAUAUUGUUCUUUUUUAAUAUACAAUUUAAGUGUAUACUUAUUUGUAUACUAUUUAAACAUUUAUAAUUCAUGGGAGAUUUACAAAGAUUGGUGGUUAAAUGAUAUUAAAGGAAAUGAUACUUACGACUAUAUAGUUGUUGGAGCAGGCAGUGCAGGUUCAGUUCUCGCUUCUAAAUUAUCAGAAGACGGAGAUAAAGUUUUAUUAAUCGAAGCAGGAGGAGCAUCACCUUCUCUAAUAAAUGUACCCAUUAUUUCACCUGCUCUUCAAGAAAGUAUCUACGAUUGGCGAUAUGUUACAACGUCCCAAGCUCAUGCCUGUAAAGGUUUAAUUAAUAAUCAAAGCAUUUGGCCAAGAGGGAAAGUUUUCGGUGGAACUAGUCGAUUGAACUAUAUGAUUUACGCUAGAGGACAUCCUGACGAUUUUAAGGAAUGGUUUCCAGAUUUUCAAGAAUUUUCUUUAGAGGAAAGUGAAAUUGUCAGUAUAGAAGAUUUAAAUUGGUCCACUAAACUCACAGAAAUUAUGUUAAAAGCUGUUGAAGAAUUGGGUUACACCGUUCAGAAUAUUAAUAAAAAUAGCAAUACAGGAUUUAUGAAAACGAAAGUAUUUAUGAAAAAUGGAGAACGUUGGAGCUCGGAUAGAGUUUUGGAAAAAAAUAAAAAUAAUCUUUUUACAAUCAACUAUGCACAUGUUGACAAAAUUCUCUUUCAAUCAAAGAAAGCAGUAGGAGUUGAAUUUUUGAAAUUCGGUAAAAUGUACAAAGUAUUUGCGAAAAAGGGAGUUAUUUUAAGUGCUGGAGCAAUUGGUACUCCGAAAAUUUUAAUGCUUUCUGGUGUUGGACCAAAAAGCCAUUUAGAUGAUUUGAAGAUCGACGUUGUAUCUGACCUGCCAGUGGGUCAAAAUUUAAUGGAUCACAUAAUAACUGGUUUGGAUUUAGUGAUACUUAACUCUAGUCAACCUGUCAGCAUUAUUGAUGUCUUAAGUCCUUUAUCAGCCUUUCAAUAUUUCUUUCAUAAAAAAGGCCUAUGGAGUUUCAACGGAAUUGAUGUGAUAGGCACAUUUCACAGUUCUUUACAAAAUAAAUCCGCAGCACCUGAUUUAGAAUUAAUGGUGAUGCCUAUUGGAAUUUCACAAGACAAUGGAUUUAGCUGGCGAAAGGCAAUGGGAAUUUCAGAUAAGGUAUUUCAAGAAUAUUUUGCACCCCUCACGUACAAAAAUGUAGUUACUUUAGCUCCAGUUUUAUUGCAUCCAAAAAGCUUGGGAGAAAUUAAACUCAAUAGUAAAAAUCCUCGAGAAUCACCUAUCAUUAAUCCUAAAUAUUUGUCGAAUAAAGAAGAUGUUGAAAUUUUAAUAGAAGGUAUUUUGUUUGUGAAACAAUUGUUGGAGACAGAAGCCAUGAAAAUGUUGGGAGCGCAUCUUUAUCGAAAACCUUUUCCUGGAUGUGAAGAGAGAACUUUCGAUAGUAACGAAUAUUGGGAAUGUUAUGUUCGUCAUUUGACAUUGACUUCCUAUCAUCCCGCAGGAACUUCUCGCAUGGGAUCGGUAGUUGAUGAAUCGUUCAGGAUUUAUAAUACAUCAAACUUGUUUGUUGUCGACGCUUCUGUAUUUCCAAUUCUGCCCAGUGGAAAUAUUAACGCAGCUGUUGUGAUGCUUGCUGAAAAAGCUGCUCAACUAUUUCAACAAAGAAAAAGGAAGAAAUCAAAUCAAUUGUUCGCUAAAUGUUACGUCAGGAAUAUAUUUUUUUUACGAUCGUGAUUUGUUUUCUAACCUGUUUUUUUUUUGUUAUUUUGUCAUUUUGUUUGUCAUUUUUUGUUACCAGUGUUUAUAUAGUUUCGAAUCAAGUUUAUAAAUAUUAAGAGUGUAUAGAAAAAAAUGUCUAGUUACAAAGAAAUA